Molecule: messenger RNA, 1501 nt
Organism: Alnus glutinosa
Lineage: Eukaryota; Viridiplantae; Streptophyta; Magnoliopsida; Fagales; Betulaceae
Exons: 6
Coding region: 275-1081 (268 amino acids)
Molecular function (GO): ubiquitin binding
Source: RefSeq, a predicted model, not a curated record
AAAAUCAACCGCUUUUCUCUUCCGCUGUGGUUCCUUUCUUGCAUCUACCGUGACUGUAAACUUGGUUUGAAAAAUCUCUCAAGAUUCCAAACCCUCUCAAAGCAAACUCCACCAUUUCUCUCAGCUUCUCACGCCUUCCCGAUCGAACCCUAGGAUUUUGGUGAUUGUAGAACCCAACUCUCACACGCCAGAGAUAAUAGAAAGCCACAUGGUCCGUGGUUCUCUAGUUUCAGAUCAUAUUCCUUUUCUUUUUGGCGUGUGAUUUUAGGUGGAGAUGUCUGCGGGGCUUUGCGGCAAGCGGGUGGGGUUCGAGGAAAUGUUCGGAUCUUCGUCUCCGACGUCGUGCUCUGCGGCUAAGCGAGUCAGGAGGUCUGGUUCCGGAUCGGAUUUCGGAUCCGGAUCCGAGGACUCCGUCGCAGGUUUGCUCCAAAUGUUCCCUGACUUGGAUCCCGAGUUGGUGAAAACGGUUUGUACAAAUCACAAUAAUAAGAUUGACGAUGCUAUUGAGAGUCUACGAGCACUUGCCUUUACUGAUGCUAGUACAAGGAAUAAAUCACAAAGCUUUGAUUCAACAUUUAUUGAUAAUUGUGCUGAUGUUCCUGGUCAAAGCACAGCCCCGUGCAGUCAAAUGUCGGAUCAGAAAGUUGAAGACGUGGAGGACAUGAGAUCAACUGCUGAUUAUGGAAAUACGUCGGAGAGUUCCAAAUGGGUGGAUUUGUUUGUGCAUGAAAUGAUGAAUGCAAGAGACAUUGAUGAUGCUGGGGGACGUGCUGCCAGGAUCCUAGAGGCUUUUGAACAAAGUAUAACUGCGCCCUCAAUGGCAUCAAAGGAGCAGCUGGAACAUGCUUCUCUAAAGGAGCAUCUGCAGAGCUUGUUAAAUGACAAUCAGAUUUUAAAGAGAGCGGUUGCCAUCCAGCACGAACGCAAUUUGGAGCAUGAAGAGAGGACAAAAGGAGUGGAACAGCUAAAGCAUGUGUUAAGCCAGUAUCAAGAAAAAGUUCGAAGUUUAGAGCUGACCAACUACAGUUUGAAGCUCGAUCUGCAGCGGGCACAAGGACACUUUCACCCCCACAGAUAUUAAGUUGAAGAGGAGAGAGAGGAGGGGGGGACUCUUGUCUCUACAGUUAUCAGUUAGGGGUGCACAUGGGUCAGUUUUGGAGUGUAUAACCGUCGCAGGCCAUUCUUGGACAAUUUUGGAAGUUGGCCCAAGCCGAUCGCCGUUUUUUGGAAAUGGCUAUUUCUUGACUUCUGAUUUCAAGUAGGGAGAGACAGAGAGAGCCCGACAAAAGAAAAGGUUGAGAGAGAGGGAGAGAGAGAGAGACAGAGUCAGAGAUGGACCUGAAGGUGUAUAAAGAUUUUGCUAGAGAUUUGAUUUUUUAGGCGGAUGAUUUGAUUUCUGAUGGGAAAGGAAUACGUUUUUGGAAUUUUAAAGCUUGAGAUUCAAUUAAAUAGCUCCUGUAAUAUUUUUGUUGAAAAGGUGAGUUUUCUGAGUAUAUGAGAA